This is a messenger RNA of Plasmodium cynomolgi strain B, 792 nucleotides long. RefSeq names its product deoxyribose-phosphate aldolase. NCBI's taxonomy places the organism in Eukaryota, Apicomplexa, Aconoidasida, Haemosporida, Plasmodiidae. Gene Ontology annotation, biological process: deoxyribonucleotide catabolic process; carbohydrate catabolic process. Gene Ontology annotation, molecular function: deoxyribose-phosphate aldolase activity. The record is from RefSeq and is a predicted model, not a curated record. Bases 1 to 792 code for a protein of 263 amino acids. Gene Ontology annotation, cellular component: cytoplasm. The transcript has a single exon.
AUGGCGAACUACGCAGAGACGUUCGCCGCGUGGACGGCCAUCUGUCUGACGGACCACACCCUCCUGGGCGACAACGACACUGAGGAUGACGUGAGAGCGUUAUGCCAAGAGGCAGUAAAAACGUGUCCUUUCGCAGCGGCAGUUUGCGUUCACCCCCAUUUUGUAAAAUUCAUAAAUGAACAAAUAAAAAAAGAAAUCAAUCCCUUCAAACCAAAAAUCGCAUGUGUCAUAAAUUUCCCAGAAGGCACAGAUCCAAUAGAGAAAGUGCUUGAAGAUACUUGCAAGGCAGUUAGUGAUGGGGUCGAUGAAGUAGAUCUGGUGAUUAACUAUAAAAAAAUUAUUGAGGAUCCAAAGGUAGGGAUUGAAGAAGCUACUGUUUUAACGAAGAGAGUUAAAGAGGUGUUAAAGGAGAAAGUACUUAAGGUAAUAAUUGAAGUUGGGGUGUUGAAGUCUGAGGAUUUAAUUAUCCAAACGACGUUAGCUGUGUUGGAGGGGAAUGCAGACUUCGUGAAGACGUCGACGGGGAAGGCACAGGUCAAUGUGACGCCCAGUUCAGCCAAAGCAAUAAUCAAAGCAAUAAAACUGCACUUAGAGGAACAUCCGGAGAAAAAGGACAAAAUUGGACUGAAGGUUUCUGGGAGCAUAAAGGACCUUAGCAUGGCUAGCUACUACGUUUUGUUGGCGAGGAAUGUGUUCAGUGCCUUGGCUUGCCACCCGAACCACUUCCGCAUCGGGUCCUCUUCACUCGUCCCCAAGCUCCGGAAGGUCAUUGAGAACUGCCCUCCGUGUUAG